UAAACCCACUUAGACACGGGGAGAACAUGCAACCUCCACACAGAAAGGACCUGGACCACCCCACCUGGUGAUCGAACCCAGAACCUUCUUGCUGUGAGGCAACAGUGCUACCCACUUAGCCACCGUGCCGCCCUACAUAUGUGCUGGUGAUGGCGAUGGCAUCCAGGCGUGUGGAGGUUUUGGCUCUGUAUCGACAGGUUCUCCGUAUCGCCCGCAGCUGGCAGGCUCACUCCGGCCUGCAGCAGGACACAGAGACCGAGCGGAAGUACAUCACACAGGAAGCUCACUCACUCUUUAGACAAAACCAACAUCUGACUGAUCCAGAGCAGGUCAGUAAGUGUGUGGCGGAAUGUGAAGCGAGAAUAGAAAUCGGGCUACAUUACAGGAAUCCAUAUCCCAGACCUUUGUAUCUUCCACCGAUGGGUUUAGCAACACAGAAAGGCAGGAGGCUGCGAGCUCAACAGAGACUGAGGAAACAAGCCAAACCUGUGUACUUACAAUCCCAUGAUGAGACAUAACACACACACACACACACACACACACUGACCAACAAUGCAUUUAUUCUCAUUUAUUUUGUACUUUUGCUGCACACAAUCUGUCUGUGUACGAUGUUGUGUGUGUACAAUGUUGUGUGUGUACGAUGUUGUGUGUGUACGAUGUUGUGUGUGUACUGUAUAGAAUGAAUAAAAUCUCAUAUAAUUCUGUA
This is a messenger RNA of Trichomycterus rosablanca, 706 nucleotides long. It is a transcript of the gene lyrm1, whose product is annotated as LYR motif containing 1. The coding region runs from base 150 to 518 and encodes 122 amino acids. The record is from RefSeq and is a predicted model, not a curated record. Gene Ontology annotation, cellular component: mitochondrion. Lineage: Eukaryota; Metazoa; Chordata; Actinopteri; Siluriformes; Trichomycteridae. The transcript is spliced from 5 exons.